CCGUAGAGGAAGUCGCGCGGACCUGUAUCUGGGGUUUCGGUGUCCCCCCUCCCCUUCCCCGGGGUCCGGGGGUGACAUUGCACCGCGCCCCUCACGGGGUCGCGUCGCCACCCCAAGCGGACUCCCCAGCUGGCGUCCUCCCCCUAUCCACCCCUCUUGGCCAGGCUUUCCACCCCGCCCCCGGUUGCCCAGCCAUGGGGGCCGCAGUGUUUUUCGGAUGCACUUUCGUCGCUUUCGGCCCGGCCUUUGCGCUUUUCUUGAUCACUGUGGCUGGGGACCCUCUUCGCGUAAUCAUCCUGGUCGCGGGGAAGGCAGAUGAGGGGUUAGCAUCGCUGAGUGAGGACGGAAGAUCACCCAUCUCCAUCCGCCAGAUGGCCUAUGUUUCUGGUCUUUCCUUCGGUAUCAUCAGUGGUGUCUUCUCUGUUAUCAAUAUUUUGGCUGAUGCGCUUGGGCCAGGUGUGGUUGGCAUCCAUGGAGACUCACCCUAUUACUUCCUGACUUCAGCCUUUCUGACAGCAGCCAUUAUCCUGCUCCAUACCUUUUGGGGAGUUGUGUUCUUUGAUGCCUGUGAGAGGAGACGGUACUGGGCUUUGGGCCUGGUGGUUGGGAGUCACCUACUGACCUCGGGACUGACAUUCCUGAACCCCUGGUACGAGGCCAGCCUGCUGCCCAUCUAUGCAGUCACUGUUUCCAUGGGCCUUUGGGCCUUCAUCACAGCCGGAGGUUCCCUCCGAAGUAUCCAGCGCAGCCUCUCGUGUAAGGACUGACUACCUGGACUGAUCGCCUGGCAGAUCCCACCUGCCUGCCCACUGCCCAUGACUGAGCCCAGCCCUAGCCCGGGUCCAUUGCCCACCAUUCUCUGUCUCCUCGUCGGUCUAUCCCACCACCUUCAGGGUUUUGCUUUGUCCACUCGUGACCUUUAGUCUCUAGGCUUCACCAGGAGCAGCCUGGGUUCAGCCAGUCAGUGACUGGUGGGUUUGAAUCUGUACUUAUCCCCACCAUCUGGGGACCCCCUUGUUGUCCAGGACUCCCCAUGUGUCAGUGCUCUGCCCUCACCCUGCGCAAGACUCACCCCCCUUCCCCUCUGCAGGCCGACGGCAGGAGGACAGUCGGGUGAUGGUGUAUUCUGCCCUGCGCAUCCCACCCGAGGACUGAGGGAACGUGGGGGGGAACCCCUAGGCCUGGGGUGCCCUCCUGAUCUCCUCGCCCUGUAUUUCUCCAUCUCCAGUUCUGGACAGUGCAGGUUGCCAAGAAAAGGGACCUAGUUUAGCUGUUGCUGUGGAGAUGAAAUUAAUGGAGGCUCAAGGGUAGACGAGCUCUCAGUUUCCCAGUACCUCCUCCCCAGACUGGGUGUCUUGGUAUUUUUCUCAGGUCUGAGGGGAACCAUUUUUGGUGUGAUAAAGACCCCAAACUGCGUUUUUCUUUUCUUUUUCUUUCUCUUUCUCUUUCUUUCUUUCUCUUUUUCUUUCUUUCUUUUUUUCUUUUCUUUCUUUCUUUUUCUUUCUUCCUUUUUUUCUUUUUUUGAAUGGGGGAGGGAAGAGGUGUGUUGGAAUUCUUCUAACCUCCUUGAACUAUAUUUUCCUUCCUCAAAUUGCUCCUCAUGGUGGGGCUUAUAUCUGUCCACCUUUCCCCUUUGUCCCAGGCCUUGGGGAAAAGGAAGGAAGUGCAUGUUUGGGAAACUGGUAUUACUGGAACUAAUGUUUUAACCUCCUUGACCACCAGCAUCCCUCCCCUCCCCAAGGUGAAGUGGAGGGUGCUGCGGUGAGCUGGCCCACUCCAGAGCUUCAAUGCCACUGGAGAAGUCAGACUACCAUGACAUCACAGGGAAGGAGGGCAGAUUUUUUUCUAGUUUUUAAUUG
This is a messenger RNA of Neomonachus schauinslandi (Hawaiian monk seal), 1859 nucleotides long. RefSeq names its product aph-1 homolog A, gamma-secretase subunit (gene APH1A). The transcript has 5 exons. Gene Ontology annotation, biological process: positive regulation of catalytic activity; Notch signaling pathway; protein processing. Gene Ontology annotation, molecular function: protein-macromolecule adaptor activity. Bases 195 to 767 code for a protein of 190 amino acids. The record is from RefSeq and is a predicted model, not a curated record. Lineage: Eukaryota; Metazoa; Chordata; Mammalia; Carnivora; Phocidae. Gene Ontology annotation, cellular component: membrane; endoplasmic reticulum; gamma-secretase complex.